Molecule: messenger RNA, 489 nt
Organism: Saprolegnia diclina VS20
Lineage: Eukaryota; Oomycota; Saprolegniomycetes; Saprolegniales; Saprolegniaceae
Exons: 4
Coding region: 1-489 (162 amino acids)
Source: RefSeq, a predicted model, not a curated record
AUGUCGGGCCAAGGCCUCGGCCGGUGCACGCCGACGCACCGCAUGUCGGGCCAAGGCCUCGGCCGGUGCACGCCGACGCACAUCAACCCCGAGGUCUGGACCAGUGGCAAGCUCAGUACGCUCAACAUCUACGCCAACGAGACGGCGCCAACGACCAACGGCUACAACGGAGUGACGGGCCUGUACACGCUCACUGCCAACGUCCAGGAGGCGCUUAAGGGAACGACGUCGACCAAGGGCACCUUUUCGAGACCGUAUUCGAUCGACUUUUGGCGCGAUUUUCUCUGGAGCGAACAAGUCAUCAACUUCUUCGGCUACACGAACGCGCCCAACCGAAACCAGAUCUCCAAGAAAAGCGCGUGUGCCGACAACUCGUUUGGGUGCAUGAACGGCUGCUCCAAGUCCCACGCGUGCACGCUCGCCGAGGCCCAAGGUACACCAUACAAACCGACAUCACACUUGGCAAACCGUGUAUGUUGGUUGCGAUGA